AUGAAGGAAAAUAAAGACAGUGAAGUUGCAAUACCUGAUAUAGAGCCUGAAGUUUUCAAUAAACUGUUGGAGUUUAUUUAUACUGACAAAAUAACUAAUUUGGAUGCGGAUGCUGCGUAUUUAUUGGAAGCUGCAGACAAAUAUCAAUUGCUGAACCUGAAAAGUUUAUGCGAAGAAUUGUUACCUAAGUCAGUCAGUAUUGAUAAUGCGAUUGAAUUGAUGAUUUUAACAGAUCUGCAUAAUGCUAAUCAAUUACUGGAGUUUAAUAUUGAAUUUAUGAUAAAAAAUAUCAAAGAUGUUGCUAAAACUCCAGAGUAUGAACUGAGAUACAGUGCUCACCGCAAAUGGUCUAUUUUAAAAGACGUUCUGGGAAGAGCUCCGUCAGCGGCUUGUUUGUGGAUACUUUUGCAAAAAAAAAUUACUUAA
Microplitis mediator is the source of this 426-nucleotide messenger RNA. RefSeq names its product speckle-type POZ protein B-like. Bases 1 to 426 code for a protein of 141 amino acids. Gene Ontology annotation, cellular component: cytoplasm. NCBI's taxonomy places the organism in Eukaryota, Metazoa, Arthropoda, Insecta, Hymenoptera, Braconidae. The record is from RefSeq and is a predicted model, not a curated record. Gene Ontology annotation, molecular function: ubiquitin protein ligase binding. The transcript has 2 exons. Gene Ontology annotation, biological process: proteasome-mediated ubiquitin-dependent protein catabolic process; regulation of proteolysis.